Molecule: messenger RNA, 2812 nt
Organism: Sceloporus undulatus (fence lizard)
Lineage: Eukaryota; Metazoa; Chordata; Lepidosauria; Squamata; Phrynosomatidae
Gene: HECTD2
Product: HECT domain E3 ubiquitin protein ligase 2
Exons: 22
Coding region: 453-2795 (780 amino acids)
Biological process (GO): protein polyubiquitination
Molecular function (GO): ubiquitin protein ligase activity
Source: RefSeq, a predicted model, not a curated record
AGGUUUUGAAGUGAGGCAAGGCUUGGCUGAGAGGAUACAGAAAAAGUCUGGAAGGACUGGGAAGAAAAAGGGGGAAAGGAAGAGAAAAGGGGCUCCCUGGGGUUUGAAGUGAGAAUAAAGGAAAAGUCUGGAAGGAGGGAAGCAACAAAGGAGGAUGAAAUGCCUCCAUGGGGCUUGGAAGUGAGACAAGGCUGGGUCUGUGUGUGUGUUAAGGAAAGACUGACCAAGCGUCCUCCUUUUCUAGGACACAGCCCUCCAUUUCCUCCUUGUAAAGGAAUUCCUAAAAAAAAAGGACUCCAUUUGGAGCACUCCCAAGAACCAUCCAUUUUAUAUUAUAAUGAGUGUAUUUAGUUGUUGUUAUUUUUUUUAAAUGUGGUCACCUCCCUACAUAUAUUUUGUUUCCUCCAGACAUAUUUAAAGCGGUGCCAAACCGGGUUAUCCCUCCAGUGUGGAUGCAGCCAUUGUGUCUCUUGGCAGGAGGAAAGGGGCCUUUGAGAGGAAGUAGGAAGGGAACAUCUCUGUUUUCAAACAGCUUUGUUUUUGAAACAACAGACAACCAUUCAGCCUGCCCAGAGAUCUCACAGCAUGGCCACAGCUUGGAGGGAUUGGAGAUGGGCCCCAAAAAUGAUAUUUCCCCCUUUAGCAGUUUCAUUUCGACAAUCAGCCAAAAGAAAGAUGAUUCUGGAAGUGAAAGUCCACCUACACAGUUUGUUAUUUCAGAUAUAAAAAAUGCAAAAGAACCUCCAUCCCUUGGCCAUGACGUUAGACAAAAGCAGCGUACCUCAGUGGAUAUACCCCCAGCAGAAAUGAAAGUUUCAGUCUCUCCACAACCUCCUCUUCUAACCCAAACAAAAACUCUUAAAGACUUCCAGGAAGACAUAGAAAAAGCUAAAUUAACAGGAGAAUGGAAAACAGUGUAUGAUUUUUAUUCAACAACAUUUGAUUCUUUUUUGGAAAUCAAUACUGCAUUUAAGAAAUGCAUGGAUGUUCCUUUUAAUUCCAUUGAUGAUUGUGGCGUGGAUACUAAAUUUGUGAAUGAGGUUUAUGACACCUUACUCAGUGCACCUCAAGAUAUCCAGAAAUGUAUCCUUAAAGGAGUAAUUAAUGGAUUAUUACAGGAAUGGAAAGGACCACGAACAAAAGAUGAUCUUAGAGCAUAUUUUAUACUUCUACAGAAUCCUCUGUUUAGUAACACAUCAACGUAUGUCAUUUAUGCUCACUUGCUAAGACAGAUUGCUGCCUUAACUGAAGGCGAUCAUCACUUCCUAAUUCACUGGUUUAAAAAGAUGUCACAGAAGAGAUUCAAGCAGGUGAUAGAGAGGCUCCUCCAGUUUAUCUCCUUACGUCUGUUUCCUGCAAAACCUGAAGAGUUACCUCUUAUGGAAAAGUGUACCUGGUGGAUUCCAUCAGCAGCCAAAGUCUUGUCUUUAUUUAAUGCUUCAAAUAGUCUAGUUAACCCUCCUGUUAUUCCAUAUACGGAUUUCUAUAAUUCCACAUUAGAUCAUAUUGAUCUCAUGGAAGAAUAUCAUAAUUGGCAAUGUUAUGGAAAUUCUCAUAGGUUUUCCUUUUGCCAAUAUCCUUUCAUUAUUUCUAUAGCAGCCAAAAAGAUAAUUAUUCAAAGGGAUUCAGAACAACAGAUGAUAAAUAUUGCACGGCAAAGCCUUGUGGACAAAGUGUCUCGGAGGCAAAGACCUGAUAUGAAUAUGUUGUUCCUAAAUGUCAAAGUGAGAAGGAUGCACCUAGUUAGUGAUUCAUUGGAUGAGCUGACAAGGAAGAGAGCAGAUUUGAAAAAGAAAUUGAAAGUCACAUUUGUAGGCGAAGCUGGUCUUGAUAUGGGUGGCUUAACAAAAGAAUGGUUUCUUCUUCUAAUUCGUCAGAUUUUUCAUCCAGACUAUGGCAUGUUUACAUAUCAUAAGGACUCUCACUGUCAUUGGUUUAGCAGCUUGAACUGUGAUAAUUACUCUGAAUUCCGAUUGGUUGGAGCUCUUAUGGGGCUUGCUGUCUAUAAUAGUAUCACCUUGGAUAUUCGAUUUCCACCAUGCUGCUAUAAAAAGCUGCUUAGUCCUCCUAUUGUGCCAUGUGACCAGAGUACACCUGUAGGAAUCAGCAGUGUUACUAUUGAAGACCUGUUUCAGGUUAUGCCGGAGCUGGCUCAUGGACUGAAUGAGCUUCUGUCUUAUGAAGGGAAUGUUGAAGAAGACUUUUAUUCAACUUUCCAGGUUUUUCAAGAAGAAUUCGGAGUCAUAAAAUGUUACAACCUAAAGUCCAAUGGAGAUAAAAUUCCAGUUACCAAUCAGAAUAGAAAAGAAUAUGUGCAGCUUUAUGUGGAUUUCCUUCUCAACAAAUCAAUCUACAAGCAGUUUGCAGCAUUUUAUUACGGAUUUCACAGUGUCUGUGCAUCAUAUGCAUUGAUGCUGCUUCGUCCUGAAGAGGUUGAAAUUCUAGUUUGUGGAAGCCCUGAACUGGACAUGCAUGCUCUCCAAAAGCACACACAGUAUGAUGGCUAUCAGAAAACUGAUGUCACAAUCCGGUACUUUUGGGAAGUAGUGCUUGAAUUUCCACUUGAGCUUCAAAAGAAGCUCUUACAUUUUGCUACGGGAAGUGACAGAGUACCUGUAGGGGGACUGGCUGACUUGAAUUUCAAGAUUUCAAAGAGUGAAGCAUCCACAAACUGGUUACCUGUUGCCCACACUUGCUUCAAUCAACUCUGCCUGCCUCCUUACAAGACCAAAAAGGAGCUGAAGCAAAAGUUGACAAUUGGAAUUUCAAAUGCAGAAGGCUUUGGUUUAGAAUGAGAAUGAGAAGACCAGAA